UAAAGAGAGGUCUUUAACUUUAAGAGAAGAGAGGAAGAACAAGCUUAGCUGGUCAAAACUCACAAGUACUUUAGUUUACCAGCUUUGCGAAGAAGAAGUACAAAAACAUGGCCUCUAAACCUGGCAUUCUCACUGAAUGGCCAUGGACAUGGCUUGGCAACUUCAAGUACUUGGUUUUGGCACCAUUUGUGGUUCAUGGCACAUACACAUUCUUCAUGAGCAAAGAUGAAAGCCAGAGGGACAUUGUAUACAUAAUCAUUUUCCCACUUCUGCUCUCGAGAAUGAUUCACAACCAGGUAUGGAUAUCUCUAUCCCGUUAUGUUACUGCAAAGGGUACUAGCCGAAUUGUUGAUAAGAGCAUCGAAUUUGAUCAAGUUGACAGAGAAAGGAACUGGGAUGAUCAGAUCAUAUUUAAUGGACUGUUAUACUAUAUUGGAUACCAAUUUCUGGAACAGGCUCAUCACAUGCCAUGGUGGAGGACUGAUGGGAUCAUUAUAAUUGCCUUGCUUCAUAGUGGUCCUGUUGAGUUUCUCUAUUAUUGGCUUCAUAGAGCUCUGCAUCACCAUUUUCUCUACUCUCGUUAUCAUUCUCAUCAUCACUCCUCCAUUGUUACUGAGCCCAUCACUUCUGUUAUUCAUCCAUUUGCUGAGCACAUAUCAUAUUUCGCGCUCUUUGCCAUACCAUUGAUGACAACUGUACUCACUGGGACUGCCUCUAUGGCUUCAUUUGCUGCUUACGUUACCUAUAUUGAUUUCAUGAACAACAUGGGCCACUGCAACUUUGAGCUCAUUCCUAAGUGGAUGUUCUCUAUCUUUCCCCCUCUCAAGUACUUGAUGUAUACGCCCUCGUACCACUCACUACAUCACACUCAAUUCAGGACAAACUUUUCUCUCUUCAUGCCAAUGUAUGACUAUAUCUAUGAUACAUUGGACAAGUCCUCAGACACAUUGUAUGAAAUGUCACUUGAAAGGGAAGCUGAAGUGCCUAAUGCUGUGCAUCUAACACAUCUAACAACUCCAGAAUCCAUUUACCAUCUUCGACUAGGAUUUGCAUCCUUGGCCUCGGAGCCUCACACCUCUAAGUGGUAUUUUUGGGUAAUGUGGCCCGUCACACUAUGUUCCAUAAUGAUUACUUGGAUAUAUGGUCACACAUUUGUUGUCGAGAGAAAUUUGUUCAAGAAUCUCAAAUUACAAACUUGGGCUAUCCCAAAGUAUCGCGUACAAUACUUUAUGAAAUGGCAAAGAGAGACUAUUAACAACUUGAUUGAGGAAGCCAUCACGGAAGCAGAUAAGAAAGGCAUAAAAGUUUUGAGCCUUGGACUCUUAAAUCAGGCAAAGCAGCUGAAUAGUAAUGGUGAACUUUACAUAAGAAAGAAUCCUCAGCUGAAAGUGAAGGUGGUAGAUGGAAGUAGCUUAGCUGUUGCUGUGGUAAUAAACUCCAUUCCUAAAGGAACUUCUCAAGUUGUCCUUAGAGGCCGUUUGUCCAAAGUUGCUUACUCCAUUGCCCUUGCCUUGUGCCAAGGAGGAAUUCAGGUUGUCACAUUAGGCGAAGAGGAGUACAAGAGACUUAAAGCAAAGCUUACCCCUGAGGCUGCAGCUCACUUGGUCCUGUCGAAGUCUUAUGCUUCAAGGACAUGGCUAGUAGGGGAUGGAUUGAGUGAAGACGAACAAUUGAAAGCACCAAAAGGAACCUUAUUCAUUCCUUAUUCACAAUUCCCACCAAGGAAAGCUCGCAAGGAUUGCUUCUACUUCAGCACACCAGCUAUGAUUACUCCUAAAAAUCUUGAAAAUGUAGACUCUUGUGAGAAUUGGUUGCCAAGAAGAGUUAUGAGUGCAUGGAGAAUAGCUGGGAUUUUGCACGCCUUGGAAGGUUGGAACGAGCACGAGUGUGGUAACAUGAUGUUUGAUAUUGACAAAGUAUGGAAAGCUAGUCUAGAUCAUGGAUUUUGCCCAUUAACCAUGUCUUCUGCUACUGAAUCAAAGAAUUAGGAAUAAAGAUUUGUUUUUGUGAUCAUAUCUUGGAUUAGUGGUCAAUGAUAUAAGCUAUUUGCGUUACAGAGCUCUGUAUGCAUUAUAUAAUAUGAACCAAUUUGGAGCAUGAAGGAUGACUUCUAUAGUAUAACAAACUUUAUGUUAAUCUCUUUUUCUUUUUUA
This is a messenger RNA of Lycium barbarum (goji berry), 2153 nucleotides long. Its product is annotated as very-long-chain aldehyde decarbonylase CER1-like. Gene Ontology annotation, biological process: lipid biosynthetic process. The transcript has 10 exons. Bases 108 to 1988 code for a protein of 626 amino acids. Lineage: Eukaryota; Viridiplantae; Streptophyta; Magnoliopsida; Solanales; Solanaceae. Gene Ontology annotation, molecular function: oxidoreductase activity; iron ion binding. The record is from RefSeq and is a predicted model, not a curated record.